Epinephelus fuscoguttatus (brown-marbled grouper) is the source of this 2455-nucleotide messenger RNA. RefSeq names its product ephrin-A1a (gene efna1a). Bases 206 to 910 code for a protein of 234 amino acids. NCBI's taxonomy places the organism in Eukaryota, Metazoa, Chordata, Actinopteri, Perciformes, Serranidae. The transcript has 5 exons. Gene Ontology annotation, molecular function: ephrin receptor binding. Gene Ontology annotation, biological process: axon guidance; ephrin receptor signaling pathway. The record is from RefSeq and is a predicted model, not a curated record. Gene Ontology annotation, cellular component: plasma membrane.
UUGUCGAGUAAACCUGACCUCCCUACGGUUUUUAUUCCUUCUGUGAAUCUGUUUGCUUUUUUUUCCCCUUCACGAGCCACUUCAUGCGUGAAGUGUUUUGUUGAGCGAGUGGUCUAACAGGUGCGCGGACGAGCUCUUCUAGGUGAACUUUUUUUUUUUUUUAAUUUACUUUGCACAACCUACCUGAGUUGUGUUUCCUCUCUGCAUGCCUCCAUUCCUCUCCACCAUGGAUUUGGUUUGGAUUGUGGGCUGCGUUGUGAGCGUGUGCGCCUGGUUUGCUUCAGCGGAGCGACACAGCGUCUACUGGAACAGCACCAACCCAAAGUUUCUAUGGGACGACUACACCGUGGAGGUGAAGCUCAAUGACUACCUGGACAUCGUCUGCCCCCAUUACCCUCAAGGUGAGGUACCGCUGCUGGAUGCCGAGCGAUACGUGCUCUACAUGGUGGAGCGCGAAGACUACGAAUCCUGCAAGCCCCAGUCAUACGACCAGAUGCGUUGGGAGUGUGGCCAUCCAUUUGCUCCUCACGCCCCGGAGAAGUUCUCGGAAAAGUUUCAGCGCUUUACUCCGUUUACUCUGGGAAAAGAGUUCCGCCAAGGAGAAAGCUACUAUUAUAUCUCCAAACCUUUGCACCACCACGGACAGGAGUGCCUCAGGCUCAGGGUGGACGUUGUAGCUGCUGAUGGCUCUCAAGAGGCCAGAGUGGCUAAAGGAGGCACAGGUGGGACUGGAGUUGGAGCUGGGGGUGGGGUUCACAACCCGUCCAACAGACUGCCUGCAGCAGAUGACCCAGUGGUAAUCCUGCCAGAAGUCCAGAAGAGCGUACGGUCGAGCUCUGCAGUGACAGCUACAUCCCUCUCAAUCCUUUCAUUGCUAGUCCCAUUUUCAUUACUGCUAUUGUUGCACUGAGAGUACAUGAAAGGACUGCUGUUGGCAGACAUUUUUUCUUUCAGGGACUACAGUGAAGACAGUCCGUGGGGAUGAAACCACUGACUCAAAAAGACAGUUUUCCAUGCCCAGUGCUGGCCACAGGGAGAGACUUUGAAGCUUGUAAAGUACAGAUGGACUUGCUUGCACUAUACGUGCUGAGUAACUCCUGAGCAUUUAAGACAAAGCAUGUGUGCUGCGUCUUAUUUUUCAAAAGGUGACAGUAUUUUUUCUUGGAAAGACCAAGCUCUCCUUGAUUUGUAUUUUUAGGGCUCUCUCUAAAAAAACCUCUGAGGAUGAUAACGCUAGCGGAGUUGAAGAGGAAGUGGCCGAAGAACAAUCAAGAGCAAAGACAACAACUCUGUUUGAAUUAUAUAAAUGUAGAUGGGAUGAAUCCACAUUCAAUGGAAAAGUAAUCUCUUACCUUUUGAGCCAAAGAUCAGUCAUCUCUCCAACUUGUACACUAUUCCACCCUUGAGUAUUGUGUACUAUUUGUUGUAUUGUUAUCGUAAUGGUAUUGAGUGGCAUUGAUGUCCCAAGUGAUUACUUUCUCUAAAUGUAGCAUUGACAGACACGGGGGCCGUUCUCAUGACUACCAUUCCUUUGCGACCAUGUGCUUAUAUACUGUAGCACUAAUACUGCACAGUACAGACACACCAACAUACACUCCACAACAGUGUUAUACACACACACACACACACACACACACACACACAGACGUCACAUGACAUUAGACAUGAAAACACACUACAUUGAACUGUGUUACGUGUACAUUCUGUGAAGAUAAUUUAUGACAUUUGCAGCUGAGAAGUUUUACUGUACAUACCAUGUGCUCACGAAAAGAAAUGUUUACUGUUGGCAUCGGGCGGGUUUUUUUCCUCGCUCUCCUGGUAGAGUUAGUAUUUGUGUGAAAGAGAAAAUGUGUGAGUUGAAGUGAGAGUCAGAAAAGGGAGGGAUUGAUUUGGAAGAGUGAUGAUACAAAAUGUUUUUUUCUGCCAAAAGCAAACACUGAGAUGUUGUGUGUAUCACAGAGAGGCUGGACUUCUCUGUUUGUUGGAUCUUGCCACUGUAUCAGUUAAACUGUCUGACAUGAAGUGCUGGUAUCAAAUGUUUCAUUACUACAGGACCUGACCCUGUGUAUCAUGGUGCUUUCCUUCAUGUUUUCAACACAAGCAUAUAUUUCUUAACGCAUAGUGCAGUUAUCUAGACUUUCAGAAUGGUUAUCACAGUUUUGGAUGAUUAGAAAAUGUUUUAGUCACCAGUACACAGACAACAGAAAAGACACGGCAUCACACCGAGUUGCCAAGCACAUCUUUACCUGACAGGCUGGCUUGAUGAACAAAGCACAACAGUGUAUGACUACCAUUGAAGUCAGUCUUUUUUUUAUCUGAAUUCUUGUUACCUAAUUUUGUACAUGUGUAAGUAUGAAAAGUGUAUGAUAUGUACAUAUAUACAUAUAUAUAUAUAUAUAGAAGAUUAUAUAAAAAGACCCGUUUGAUAAAUAUGCUAAAUGUGAAAAUUUCAUGU